Molecule: messenger RNA, 1912 nt
Organism: Homarus americanus (American lobster)
Lineage: Eukaryota; Metazoa; Arthropoda; Malacostraca; Decapoda; Nephropidae
Product: homeobox protein aristaless-like
Exons: 4
Coding region: 255-1292 (345 amino acids)
Biological process (GO): regulation of transcription by RNA polymerase II
Molecular function (GO): RNA polymerase II transcription regulatory region sequence-specific DNA binding; DNA-binding transcription factor activity, RNA polymerase II-specific
Source: RefSeq, a predicted model, not a curated record
UCGAGGAGUGCUCUGCCUUUAUACUGUUUAUAUGCGAGUUAUCCACCAAUCAAGAUCAAGCGAUAAGUAGCAACAGCAAUGGGAAUAUUAUCAAGGGAAGAAAAAAUAAACUUAAAAUACAUUUUCAUAUGGCAUCGAGACCCGGACUGUUAGCUGAGAAGAUUGAGUUUCAAGUUAUCAGUUGAUUUUAUACGCCAGUGAAUUGUGUAGGUUAUCUACCCGGCGGUCGCUCUUCCCCCGCCCCUGCCACCGUUAUGGGCGUGGGCGUAAAGUGCACGAGCGCUGGAUCUACGCCACCUACGCCCGCGCCUCCAACCCUCUGCUCCCCUAUCUCUCCCGUCCUUAAAGGCAACCUCACGCCCACUCCUGACGACGACAAUAUCGAACCCGACGUGGACGUGACGGACGAAGGGGAGCUGGAGGGUGAGAAGGGCGUGGGUGGUGAGGGUGGUAGUGAGGGUGGUGGUGGAGGCGAGGGAGACGAGUUUACACCCAAGAAGAAGCAGCGCCGUUACCGCACCACCUUCACCUCCUACCAGCUGGAGGAACUGGAGAAGGCCUUCGCUCGCACACACUACCCCGACGUCUUUACCAGGGAGGAGCUGGCCAUGAAGAUUGGUCUUACUGAGGCCAGGAUACAGGUGUGGUUCCAGAACCGGCGGGCCAAGUGGAGGAAGCAGGAGAAGGUUGGUCCGUCGACUCACCCGUACGGCGCCUUCCCUUCGUCAGCACCUCUGCCCCUCCAGAACCCUGCCCUCCCUCCCACCAUCUCCAGCCCCUUCGCCGGCCUCGGCUACAUCAGGAAGCCGCAUAGUUUUGAUUCGCCUCCAAUUUUACCUCCGUCGGCGUCCAGACUGCCGUCAUCUUACCUACAAGCAGCGGCGGCGCAGCUGUUGCCGGGUGCGGGCUACCUGGCAGGUAUGUCAGGGCUGCGGGAACUGCACCAGUACCGCGCCGGCCUCAUGGCACCGCACCACUACCCGCCUUCUUUCACACACCUCCUAGCGGGGCUCUCCUCCAGACCCAAGCUGCCAGAGUCAGACUACGCCGCCCUCCUGGCCUCAGUCCCUGCCCUGCAGCCGCCUUUGGUCGCCCCACCACCACCCAUCACGCCCCCAGAGGUAUCCAGAGUGAGCGGGACCACGCGGGGGCGCUCGUCACCUCCGGCGGCACCCGCGGGCGGGGUCGAUCAAGAUCGCCGGGCAUCGUCCAUCGCUGAGCUGCGACUUCGGGCUCGGGAACACGAACUGCGCCUGGAGAUGCAGCGUAAACACGGCGAUGUUGUGACGUGAGAUGGGGGUUUCCCACACCUCCCUUCUCUACCGCACCACGCCCACCCCCGCCCACCAGAGGUCCGGGAAUCUUCAGAAACAGAAUGUCUAUAAUCACACUAGAAUGUUGAGAAUUAUAGGAUGUUACGAGACAGUGGUUACCCAAAGUAGCGAUGAUUCAGUAACUCUUACGGUGAACUGUGAGGCAGUGGUUAUUUAAGUAAACAAUGAAAUAUUACGUCAGAGCGAGUAGUGGGGCAGUGUUCCCACAGGUAACAAUGAAACAAUGUAUACUCCAGCAGGCUGAGAGGCAGCAGAGCUCGUGAGUGCCACCUGCUCCCCUCGUUGAUGCUCCAGCUGUCGUCACUUAAGGUGCUUCUUGUGAACUCCAUGUAUUGCAGUAUUUAAGUUUUGUGUUUACCUUUGUUGCUGUACUGAUCCGUCCAUCAACUGUGCUAACAAUACUAACUUAGUGUACCUACCUUAUAAGUACCUCAACCCUAGCCUAAGUCUCCCUACUAAAUCUUGAAAUAAUCUUGACCUUGACUGUAGGUGGGCCAGCAGCGCCCCGGGCAGACCCUGUGUGUGGAUAGUGAACUUUGUCCUCUGUGCUCUUAUUUCAAUACAGUUUUACAACAUGU